UAGAGCUUCACGUCCAUCGGCCUCAAUCAACACAUCGCGACAGUCCCGCUGUACCCCGGCCACCACAACCUCGAGUCCUCGCAUCGCUCCCAAAACAGCUUCGACCAGACGAUAACCGAGAAACGAACUCCAAUCCCCCCACUGGCCCUCGGGCUGCAUCAACCAUGGCUGCCACCACCGAAUCGCCCGCGUCGGCGAUCCUCAACCACUCCGCGACCCCCUACAACUUUCACUUCUCGCCCUUCCUCCGACGAACCUAUCAGGUCGGCCUCUCCCCCGAUCGCCCAAUAUGCAAGGCCUUCCAGUCUGGCCACUGCCCCAACGGCACGCGCUGCUCCGAGCGACACGUCGCCGACUCCAAGGUCUCGCAGCCGACAGGCGGACUCAACUCGCUGGUUUGCAAGCAUUGGCUGCGCGGCCUCUGCAAGAAGGGCGAGCACUGCGAGUUCCUCCACGAGUAUAAUUUGCGCAAGAUGCCCGAGUGCAACUUCUUCAUGCGCAACGGCUACUGCUCUAACGGCGACGAGUGCCUCUACCUCCAUAUCGACCCUCAGAGUCGCCUGCCACCCUGCCCGCACUACGACAUGGGCUUCUGCCCCCUCGGGCCCAACUGCUCCAAGAAGCACGUCCGCCGCAAGCUGUGCGGCUUCUACCUGGCCGGUUUCUGCCCUGAAGGUCCGGACUGCAAGGAGGGCGCCCAUCCCAAGUGGUCCAAGGAUUUGGAGAAGCCGACCCUGAAGUCUGAGGAGAAGGAGGAAGAGACACGGAUAGAGCCGAUGCGUGAGGAGGAGAUGGAUCGGAUGAGGGACCAGCAGAGGGAUAGGGAUGAUGGCAGACACGGCCGACAUGGAGGAAGGGGAGGGAAAUGGCGAGGGGGCAGGGGCGGACGCUUCCGCGGGAGAGGAGGCCACUAGUGGAACGAUACGAAACUACGGAUUGACUGUUCUGGGGACUGUAUUAAGAUUUAUGAUACCCUCAUGGGAUUUGGUUUGGGAAAAUGGCUUCGGAGUGGACUGCACGUAUGCACAUGAGCUUUGUCGCUACGAGACAUGGCGUUGAAGCAAGGCAAGACGUUUGACGAGACGUUGAAGAUGAAGAGCGUUUCACAUUAUAUAA
Messenger RNA from Ilyonectria robusta, 1116 nucleotides. RefSeq lists its product as uncharacterized. Gene Ontology annotation, molecular function: RNA binding; metal ion binding. Bases 165 to 914 code for a protein of 249 amino acids. The record is from RefSeq and is a predicted model, not a curated record. The transcript has a single exon. Lineage: Eukaryota; Fungi; Ascomycota; Sordariomycetes; Hypocreales; Nectriaceae.